UUAAAUUAUAACCUCAAAAUAUGCCUAAAUACUAUUGCGAUUACUGUGACACUUACUUAACCCACGACUCGCCUAGUGUUAGAAAAACUCAUUGUACGGGCAGAAAGCACAAGGAUAAUGUAAAAUUUUACUACCAAAAAUGGAUGGAAGAACAGGCCCAACAUUUAAUUGAUGCCACAACUGCUGCUUUUAAAGCAGGUAAAAUUGCUAAUAAUCCGUUUGCCCAGCCUGGCAAAGGAGUUGCAAUACCGCCGCCUGCACAGUUAAUGGGUCAAAGGCCCGGCGCACCUCCUGCACCUGGCAUGAUGCCUCCUGGGCCCAUGGGACCUGGUGGGCAAAUGCCGCCCAUGAUGAUGGGUCCACAUGGACCAAUGCCUCCAAUGAUGGGCAUGCGACCUCCUAUGAUGGGAAUGAUGCCCAUGGGUCCGAUGGGGCCUAUUACUCCAGCUGUACGGUCUCAACACUAGGCAAAUUAUUUUUGUGUGUAAUUUAAUAU
Messenger RNA from Cylas formicarius (sweet potato weevil), 496 nucleotides. It is a transcript of the gene snRNP-U1-C, whose product is annotated as U1 small nuclear ribonucleoprotein C. Gene Ontology annotation, cellular component: U1 snRNP; nucleus. The record is from RefSeq and is a predicted model, not a curated record. Bases 21 to 467 code for a protein of 148 amino acids. Gene Ontology annotation, molecular function: pre-mRNA 5'-splice site binding; zinc ion binding. Lineage: Eukaryota; Metazoa; Arthropoda; Insecta; Coleoptera; Brentidae. The transcript has 2 exons. Gene Ontology annotation, biological process: mRNA 5'-splice site recognition; spliceosomal snRNP assembly; mRNA splicing, via spliceosome.